AUGCGCCAGUCACUCAUCAGAUUAGCAAGUGCCUCUCCACCACUACCACUAUCCGUCCAACAGGCUUCUAUACAGCUCAUACCCCCUAUACCACUUUAUCGUCGUCUACUCCGUGCUCACCGUACUUUACCUCCCGAAAUGAGAUUCAUGGGUGACUCAUAUAUCAAAUCGGAAUUUCGUCUAACUCGAUCGACAGAUAAUCCUUUACAUAUAAUCGCUUUCUUAUCUCAGUGGAAAUUAUAUCUCGAUGAAUUGCAGCAGUCAAGCGGACAAGGAAGGGAGGUAUGGAGAGGUAAGAAAUUGGAUACGGUUAGUUUUGAGAAGUUGAGUAAGGAACAAGUAGGUCAACUUUAUGAGUUGAUGCAUGCUACGAAAGAUGUUUGGAAAUCACCCGAACAGUUAGAACAGGAAGCGAAAGAUGCUGGUAUAAACAGCCAAUAG
Messenger RNA from Kwoniella botswanensis, 441 nucleotides. Its product is annotated as acetate non-utilizing protein 9, mitochondrial. The coding region runs from base 1 to 441 and encodes 146 amino acids. Gene Ontology annotation, biological process: mitochondrial respiratory chain complex II assembly; succinate metabolic process. Gene Ontology annotation, cellular component: mitochondrial intermembrane space; mitochondrion. The record is from RefSeq and is a predicted model, not a curated record. Lineage: Eukaryota; Fungi; Basidiomycota; Tremellomycetes; Tremellales; Cryptococcaceae. The transcript has 3 exons.